This is a messenger RNA of Adineta steineri, 2115 nucleotides long. The record is from the annotation of a GenBank genome assembly. NCBI's taxonomy places the organism in Eukaryota, Metazoa, Rotifera, Eurotatoria, Adinetida, Adinetidae.
AUGCCUUCACGUGCAAAAAAAAUUCUUUCACCAAUACCUGUCAUUCCAAAUGGUAAACAAAAUGUUGCUGAUGUUAUUAAACAAAGUCAAUCGAUAUUUUCUUCAUCAAAUCAAGAUGAUAUUCGAUCAUUAUGUGAACAAUUAAUUAAUCUUUUAAUUAUUUCAUCAUCAACUGAUCCACCAAAUACAUCAUUAAGAAAAUGUGUUGUUAAAGGUUUUUCUAAUUUACCAGAAAAUCAAUAUGAUAAUGUUCUUGAUCAAUGUACGAAACAUUUACAAGAAUUUUUCAAUCAACAAGGAAAAGAACGUCGAACUGAUUAUGUUUCUAUGUUAAAUUAUCUUAUUGAAAAUUUUCCAUUUGGUUUAGCUUGUGUAUUAAAAAUGAAAGAUACAAUUUCUGCUCAAUUGAUUACCGUCGGUGAAGAAAUUUGGUCAGAUGUUCGAUCAACAAAUGUUCCUCAUCAUCGAUUUACUCUAUUUCAACAACUUCAAUAUUAUUUAAAAGUUGUUGUUUUUCUUCUACCGAAAUUUCAUGAUGAACUUGAACGUGAUAAUAUCAUAUCUCAAUUAGUUCAUCAAAUGCUAAACGAUGAAAAUACGGUAACAUUAGAGAUUCGUUUAACAUGUUCAUUAGUUUGGCAUUUAUUAAAAGAGAAUGAACAAUUAUUACCAAAUGCAAAACUUGAUCGAAUGAAACAAGUAACUUCUGUUGAAUUAUCACGAUUAGCUUUAUAUUUUGGUUUGGUUAAAACAACUAUGACAAAUGAUUUAUGUGAUACACAUUUUUUUACGCAACUACUUGAUGAAAUUCUUGCGUUUAAAACACGUGAUGCAACAAUAACGGUUGGAAUAUCAAAAGCAUUAGAAACAUAUUCGGAAGCAUUAACUUGCUCAUGGAGAAAUCUUGAUACAAGUUCAUUAGAAAAUAUUGUUAAACAAUUAUUAACUUUUUCUUGGGAUCAUUUUAGUUAUAAUGUUGAAACAGUUCGACAUUGUUCAGCAAAUAUUUAUUCAAAUAUGUUUAAAAUAACUAUGAAUCAUAGUGAUCUUCGUCAAAUCAUAAUUGAUUCUCAAUUAACAUUAUUAAAACAACUUCCAUGGCAAAAAGAUGGAUGUUCAUUAGCUUAUCAUACACUUUUAGAAUAUAUAUCAGUUAGUGAUAUACUUCAAUGGAAUCCGAAAUUACCCGAAUCAUGUCUUAUGGCUAUGAAUGAUCGAGGAUUAGCAUCAGAAGCAAGUUAUCUUUAUUAUGUUUUAUGUCAUAAACAUUAUGAAGAAGAAAAAUUAAAAGAUCAAUGGAAACAAAUUUGGUUAAAACCAGUUGUUCAUGCACUUGAUACAUCAACACCAUUACAUCGAUUUCUUAUUGCUGAAUAUAUUUUACCAAAAAUUCUUAAAGGUCAUCCAGAAUAUUUACAAGAUUUAAAAGAAAUAACAGUUAAUCCUCGAACAUUAAUUGUUUGUACGCGUAUUGGUCGAACACUGGGUUUAUGUCCAAAUAUAUUUUCAACAUUUUCAUUAAUUGAACAGAAUUUAAUUCGUCAAGGAAUAACAAGUGAAGAUGAACAAAUAUGUCUUGAUUGUUUAUUUAUUCUUUGUGAAAAUCCUAAGACAACUGAAUAUAUAAUUGAUAUUGAAUUUGAUUUAAUAAAAUAUUUUCUUCAAAUGAAUGUUGAUAAUGGUUCAACAUCAUUUAGAAAUCAAGCAAUAUCAUUACUUAAAAAACAUUUUAUUCGUCUAAAAGAUAGUUGGUUAUUCUGUGCAAGACAAAAAUUAAAAAAUGUUGAUCAAGAUUUUGCUAAUCUAACAGAAAGAUAUCGAACUUAUUUGAAAUGGUUAAUAAAUUGGUGUUGUUCUCAUUUAUAUUUGGAAGGAUCUUAUUGUCAACGUCAUUUGUCAAUAUUAACACUUCAUUGGUUAAUUCAUUUACAUGGAAAUGAAGGAAUUCAAACAGUUUGUCAAAAAUCUAAACUCUAUGAUUUUUAUGAAUUACUUGAUAAAAAUUCGAUGGAAUAUUUAUUAAAUUGUUUAUGGGAUACAUAUGAAGAUGUUCGUCAAUAUUCUCUUGAAAUAAUAAUUAAAUUGAAUGUAAGUUUUGAUUUCUUUCAUAAAUAA